AUGCACUUCCAGAAGACCUCUACUGAUCGGAACAUCUCUGAAGGCUCGGUUUCGAGGACCACAGACCUUCUUCAAGGUGUCGGUGCCCAGUUCUCAUCCAAAGAGAGCAAGGCCGAGAAGAAGCUGUUGGACGCACUGAAAAAGACCAACGCAGCUAGCAAGACUUCAUCCACUGCCUACAGCAUACCCAAUAAACGCAAAUGA
Molecule: messenger RNA, 204 nt
Organism: Ramularia collo-cygni
Lineage: Eukaryota; Fungi; Ascomycota; Dothideomycetes; Mycosphaerellales; Mycosphaerellaceae
Exons: 2
Coding region: 1-204 (67 amino acids)
Source: RefSeq, a predicted model, not a curated record